Siniperca chuatsi (mandarin fish) is the source of this 5491-nucleotide messenger RNA. RefSeq names its product adenylate cyclase type 8. The record is from RefSeq and is a predicted model, not a curated record. Gene Ontology annotation, molecular function: adenylate cyclase activity. Bases 470 to 4042 code for a protein of 1190 amino acids. Lineage: Eukaryota; Metazoa; Chordata; Actinopteri; Centrarchiformes; Sinipercidae. Gene Ontology annotation, biological process: adenylate cyclase-activating G protein-coupled receptor signaling pathway; intracellular signal transduction; cAMP biosynthetic process. The transcript is spliced from 22 exons. Gene Ontology annotation, cellular component: plasma membrane.
AGAGGAGGGUGGAGAGAGGCAGGGAGAGAGGGGCACGGAGAGAGGGGCACUGUGGGACAGCCAUUCAGUCAGUGGGCUUGAGGUUCAAGGAAUGUGGCCAUCAGUGGAUGCCAACACAGGCAAAAUGUCUGCUCUGCUUCAUGGCAGUUGUUGACUUCAUUUUAAAACAGUCCAGGUGGUGACCAACAAUCCUGCCAGAAAGACUCCAUAUAUCUUGGCUGGACCUUUAUCCCCCUCUCCUCAUCAGUUUUGGACACUUCAUCACAGUGGGGACUACUUCAAGUUUCAUUUUCCCUUUCAUGGAUUAUGCCUUAAUUUUCAGAUUUGCAUACAAUUCUUGUGCGAUGGAAAAAGUGGACUGUGACGGGCUGGCCGAAUAUGUCCUAUGGCAAAUGCUGGACAUGAGGAGUGGACACGCAAUAUGUCAAACAAUACAGGCCACUGCCUUCUCCUGAUCUGAGACCAACAGAUGAGGUCAGCUAAGGUCAUUGCCAUGGUGACCUUUGCUGAGACAACACAGGUCUCCUCUAUGGAGCUACGUGAGCCUACCUGCCUGACCACGACCCUGUCCCCUGGGCUGCGGCGGAAAAAGAUGUUGUGGCAGAAUGCUGUAAAACACAUCAUUAUCCAGCAGGAGCUCAACGCCCAGGUGGGUGUGGAGCCAGCGCGUAAAAUCUUUGUGACGGAUGCCUACAUGGAGGAGAUCAAUACACAAAUCCGCGACAAGGCCUCACGCGGGGUCACAAAACGCCGCUCCUCCACCGUCAGAGUGCACCCCUCCCAGGUCCGUGGUUCCACCAGCACACACAACGGUUCUUUUAAUGACUACGCCAGCGAUGCUGACUUCUUUGUGCACUGGGACCACACAGUUCGUGGAGUCUACAUACCUAGUCUGAGGCACACCUUCAAGUCUCGUGAUCUGGAGAAACUCUACCAGCAACACUACUCCCACCAAAGACGCAACUCUCUAGCCAUCACCAAUGUAAUUGAUGCAGUGGCCAAGCUACAUGUAUUGGUUCUGUACCUGGCACUGGCCCCUGAGUUGGCCACAGACACUCUGCGUGGCUGCCUGACAGGCAUUUUUAUGGUGUUGCCCAUAGCACUGUGCAUCAUGGUGUUAACUUGCAAAGACUCCAUGUCCCCACAAUGGCUUCACUACGCUGGCCUAGCUAGCUGGCUGUCGCAGACCACACAGGUGCUGGGAGGACUUGUGUAUGGACUGGAAAAAGACCCAUCGUGGUAUGUUUUGUUCACAUUGUUCGCCACAUACACGCUGAUGCCCUUACCUCUGCUGUGGGCCAUGUUCGCCGGCUCCCUCACCUCAGUACUGCACCUUCUGGUGGAGAUAGUGCGCUACUACAAUGAUGCUGUGCUUUUGAGAACGGUGUUUGCCAAAGGCCUGCUGUACCUGGGUAUGAACACAGCUGGCUUGUUCAUCCACUACCUGACAGACCACGCCCAGAGACAGGUUUUCCUGGAGACACGGCGCUGCAUUGAGGGUCGCCUCAAACUAGAGCAAGAGAACCAGAGACAGGAGCGUCUGGUGCUAUCAAUCCUGCCUCGCUUUGUUGCCUUGGAGAUGAUCUCUGACAUGAGUUCUUUGGAAGAUGAACUCAAUCCUCAGGAGUUUCACAAGAUCUAUAUCCACCAGUACAAAGAUGUCAGCAUCCUUUUUGCAGACAUCAAGGGCUUCACUCUGUUGUCCAUGAACCUGUCUGCCCAGGAUCUGGUCCGAAUCCUCAACGAGCUCUUUGGACGCUUUGACCGACUGGCAGAUGAGCACCACUGCCUGCGAAUAAAGAUACUGGGAGACUGUUACUACUGUGUGUCAGGGGUCCCUGAGCCACAACGUGCCCAUGCCCGUCAUUGUGUUGAGAUGGGCCUGGCUAUGAUUAACACCAUACGGUACGUAUGUAAGCAGCUGAACUUUGACAUGGACAUGAGGAUCGGGAUCCAUUCGGGCUCUGUCCUGUGUGGGGUGCUGGGGCUGCAGAAAUGGCAGUUUGACGUCUGGUCCUGGGACGUAAGCAUUGCCAACAUGCUGGAGGCCGGGGGCAUACCAGGACGCAUCCAUAUCUCAAGGGCGACCCUGGACAGUUUAGAAGGCUCCUACAAGACAGAAGAUGGUCAUGGCCGUGACAGGAACGAGUUUCUGCUCAAACACAACAUCGACACUUUCCUCAUCUGCCCUCAGGAGGAAAGGAACAAGGUUGACCUUACUGAGGCCCCCAAAGUCCAGAAAACUAAACAAACCUGGAACCCAGAGAUGCCCUUUGGGAACGUCACUGACAUGAACAGUAUCCUGGCCUCCUUUACCAACGGUUCGCUGCUCAACAUAUGGCAGUCCACCUCCAAGGAGAUUAACAAACGCAUUAAACAUGCCAUUGAGGUCCGAAGCAGUGAGCGUAUGCACAGGGAGCACAUCACUCCACUGACCCUGGUGUUCAAAGACACACACAUCGAGGACAAGUUCUCCCAGAUGAGAGAUGAAAUGUUCAACUCCAACCUGGUCUGCUCCUUUAUAAUGCUCCUCUUUCUCAUGGCUGCCCAGGCCCUCAUUCCUGCACCCAGGUUGUUCCCAGCCGUCCUCCAGUUUUCAGUCUUUCUGCUCGCCUACAUGCUGCUGCUGCUGUUGGCCCUGGCUGAAGAGUUCAAGUGGACUCCUGCAGCACUGCAGCACUUCUGCUGCUGGAUCCACGAGAACAACAGUGCCCGCAACCUCCUCACCCUUGCCGCCAUCGUCAUCAACUUUGGCUUGGUCUCUACUGACAUGGUAUGGUGCAUUCUCACAGACGCAGCAGAGGCUGAUGAAAUGGACAGAACAAACACAGCCUUACGUCCACUCACCGUCUGCACUUACCCUGAAGUCUUUGUAUUGAGUGGUGUGAUUGCCAUGGUGACUUGUGCCGUGUUCCUGCGUCUAAACUCUCUGCUGAAGCUGGCGGUGUUGCUGCUGGGGGUGGCUGUCUACUCCUACCUCAUCCACUUGGCCUUCCUCACACUCACACGCCAUGAUAUGCUGCACAGGUCUCACUAUGUCAGGAGAAAAGGAGUUUCCAUCCUUCUCAUGGCCAUGUUUAUUGUUGCUGUCUUCUACAAUGGACGGCAGUGGGAGGCCACUGCCAGACUGGACUUCCUGUGGCGUCUGCAGGCCCAGCAGGAAGUGGAGGACAUGAGAGAACUGCGGGAACACAACGAGUGUCUGUUACACAACAUCCUGCCUUUGCAUGUGGUGCGACAUUUUCUGCACCGGAGCAAGAACGAUGAGAAGCUUUACUCCCAGUCCUAUGAUGAAGUCGGUGUUAUGUUUGCCUCCAUCGCUGGCUUCAAUGAGUACUUUGAGCAGAAAGAGAUCAAAAAUGAGGGAGUGGACUGCCUCCGACUUCUGAAUGAGAUCAUUGCUGGCUUUGAUGAGUUGUUGGAGGAGUCGUACUUCCAAUAUGUGGAGAAGAUAAAGACCAUUGGGAGCUGCUACAUGGCAGCCUCUGGCUUAGCUCCUGACAAACAGGCAUAUAUGGAUGAAUGGAAUCACCUGAGCGAGCUGGUUUUGUUUGCGUUGGCAAUGCAAGAGACCUUGAAAGAGAUUAACAGGCUCUCUGCCAAAAACUUUGAGCUGCGUGUGGGUAUCGCCCAUGGGCCAGUGGUGGCAGGGGUGAUCGGUGCCACCAAGCCACAGUAUGACAUCUGGGGGUCAACAGUGAACCUGGCCAGCCGCAUGGACAGCACAGGUGUGAACGGACGCAUCCAGGUACCCGAGGCCACGUGCAGGAUCCUGGCAGAAUGGGGUUUUGUCUUGGAGCUACGUGGAGAAAUCUUUGUCAAGGGGGUGAGCGAGUGUCAGGGGAAAGUCCGCACCUAUUUCAUCAGUACCAUGCGCAGCAAGAGGGCCAAUGUUGGAACAGAUGGCCGCUUGGAGGGGCGGACAGUAGGACGCAUGACGCUAGCAGGAGUGGUGUUCGGUCUCGUCCAGGCCAGACACAAGGAAAAGAUGAGAGAGACCAACAGGGGCUUCUGUCUGACUCCCUGCACACUGCAGUGCUGAGUGCUUAAUGUCAGAUGACUGCAGGUAGAGGAGGACACAGUCCAGCCAUAUUGUUUUUACUGGUUUACAGUUUUGUUGUUUGUGUUUUCAUAACUAAAUUAGCUGCACAAACAGAGAAGAGGGUGUAGCUGUCAGCCAUGGGAUCCAAAUCCUACCAGAGCUUUUGUUCCUGUUUCAUCCAUGACUGUGUCCUCCUCGACUUCCCUGUCAUCUAAAAAAGAAAUAUUAGGUUUUGUGCUGUUUUGUGCUUUAUUGACACAUAAGUGAACUCCAUGGGCAUAUUUCACGUAGAGCGGUGUGUUAGAAAGGAACUAACUGUCCUACUGGCCUCACUGCUUUGAGUUUUUUAAUUGCCAUAUCUACACAUUGUAAGCAAUGUUUUCAGUUAAUUUUGUACAAAACUAACAAAGGCCAACAUGUCUUUUUUUUUUUGUCUGGGAUAAUACUCCAGCAAGUCCUCAGACCUCUAAGCCAACACAGAAUACCUCAAAACAACCAGCUCAACCUCUCAUAGACUACCGAUGGCCUAUACAAUUUUUCAGUAAAUUUUGUAUUGUGAGUUAUCUGUUUUAGUGGAACUUCGGUUGCCAUAUUUCAAUCCAUCAACAUAAUUCAGCAAACAGAAGUCCCAUUAUUUAUGAAUCGAUGGCUGCUUGGUUUCAUAUUGUACUUUCUUUUUCUGUAAAUACUUUUCACCUGUGUAUAGCUCCCUCUGAAGUGAUAUUUCAUGUCACCGUUACUGUCAGUGUUGCUCUGGAUUUCUGAGAUUUAUUUGUCAAACAUCUGAAUGUAACAAAUCACACCGUAGCCAAUUCAGUUGUGCCUCAGUACACUAUUACUCUCACUUCCGUUACUUAACUACAGUCAUAUUUUUGUCGUAACAGUGAAACUCAACAAAGAGGUGAGUGUUUAACCGUUGAACCAGUUUUAAUGCCAAAAUCUCCUCUCAUGUUACUCCUCUUCUUGUAUACUAAAACCAAAGAACACAGAAGGUUAUAUUCGUGUGUAAUAAUUAUAUAAAAAUACGUUAUGUUGUAGGCCUGAUGCAUAUUGUCAAUGUCAUAUGAAAAAAACAUUGUCACUGCAAAUUAUUAUGUUUUUUUAUAUUUCAACUGAAGGAUGACAAGCUCCACUAUGGGACUUUCUGCGUAUAUAAAACCUUUUCAAAAACAGAAUCUCAAAAAAUGUAUAAAUGUUAAUAUGAAUGUUGUACAAAUAAGAGAAAGUCUUUGUCCAUGUAUGUUGUAUACCUCAGAUUUAAAUGUUUCAGUUAUCACUGGGCUGGGCCUUUAAAAGAAGGCUAUGUUUUCUAAAUGUAUUGUGUAACAGCAAAAUUGGUAAAAUUGUGUUAUUCAUUCAACAUAAGUAUAUUAUGUUUGUUUUUCCAUAAUUUUUACUGAAACAUUUAAUAGUCUACAUUUUCUGCUAAUAAAACCAAUAAUUACAACA